Myotis daubentonii (Daubenton's bat) is the source of this 1122-nucleotide messenger RNA. RefSeq names its product chromosome 15 C16orf86 homolog (gene C15H16orf86). The record is from RefSeq and is a predicted model, not a curated record. NCBI's taxonomy places the organism in Eukaryota, Metazoa, Chordata, Mammalia, Chiroptera, Vespertilionidae.
CUCCGCGCAGCUAUGGCCUCAGCAGGGACCGAGAGGCGACCAGGAGCCCAAGAGGGGACGGCGGAAGGGCCUGCACAGCUCUCGGAGGCACCCCGUGACCACGUCCAGAGCUCUGAGUGUCCAGUAAUGGGAAACCAGGGCCUGGUGUCAGCCCAUGAGGCCUGUGGGACCCAGGGUGAAGACAGGCGUCCAACAGGACCAGUCUCAGAGCCGGAGCUCCAGGAGGAACGACUCAAGCUGGAGGAAGAGCGGCUCAAGCCAGAGGUGGAGGCACUGGCGGAGAGAGGCCCCAGGCCUAUGGCCUCUGUUGUGAGGUCCAGUCAUGGUCCCAAGAGGAAGCCAGUCAACCUCCCCGGGCCUAGUCACCAAGCCCAUCCUAGGGCUGAAGCUGAGCUGCCCCAGGGACUGCCGCUGCAGAGAGAGGACCUGGAAGGUAGCCAGAGCGAGCCUUCGCCAUCUACCAAACAGCACAAAAAAGCCAAGAAACGCAAGAGUCUGGGCGCCCCAGUACUCCCAGCUGUGGCCAGCACAGCGUCUGCACCCUCAGAGACCUUGGGGCUAGAGCGAAAGGCCCAACGCUUACGGCCCCUGUACCAGUACAUCAACUAUUGCAACCCUGAGCUGAACGAGGCAGGGGAAGCGGAGAGGGAGGCUGAGGCCGAGGUGGAACCUGAGUCGGACCCAACCCUGGUCCCCAAGGAGGCAUGUGUGGAACAACUGCCAGCCUUGCUGCCAGUGGCAGGUGAGCUGGGCUCAGGCCGCACUUUGCCCUGCCCCAGUAUGUUCGUGCCUCCCACCCAUGCUCUGGUUCCCCUUGGAGAGGAGGCUGGAGAGGAGCCUGGGGGUUUGCCCAGCUUGGGAGUCAGUGGCCUCCUCAAGACCGAGAUGGAUAAGUCAACUCAGGUGGACAUCAGCAAGAUGCUAAGUGUCUGCGCUGCCCCACUUGUACCCCCACUGUCUCCUCAGUACAAGUGACUGUCCCAUCCCAGGGGUUGCUCCUCUGUUCCCAAGCCAGGACCAGAGCACAGCCUGUGGGCUUCAGCCUUCAGGUGAAAGGGGGAAUUCUGCCCUGCCCCAACUUGGGACCUUGAACUUGCUGAAAAUAAAUGUUUUUCCUUUUUC